Messenger RNA from Sebastes umbrosus (honeycomb rockfish), 3393 nucleotides. RefSeq names its product calcium-binding mitochondrial carrier protein SCaMC-3-like. Bases 356 to 1828 code for a protein of 490 amino acids. The record is from RefSeq and is a predicted model, not a curated record. Gene Ontology annotation, molecular function: ATP transmembrane transporter activity; calcium ion binding. Gene Ontology annotation, biological process: transmembrane transport. NCBI's taxonomy places the organism in Eukaryota, Metazoa, Chordata, Actinopteri, Perciformes, Sebastidae. The transcript has 11 exons.
UCACACAGCCAGCAGCAGUAGGAUCCUCUGGCAGCUGGCCGUCAGCAGCAGCAGGGAGUGUUUCUGCGUUUCUCUCGCUUCCUGCUUCCUUCAUCAUCAACAACAGUCUGUUGUGAAAUCUACAAGACGGACUAUCCAUCGAUAGUGCUGACCACAGGACAGACAGACAGACAGAUAGACACUCGGGACCUGCUGGAUCCAGACGGCAGCUCUUCGUUUUGGUGUCCAGGGAUCCAGGACACGGAGCUCCGGACCCGCUGGUUCCUCCUGAGUCUCGGUUCCUGUGCACCGAGCAGCAUGGGUGGCGGCUCGGUCUGCAGAUAGAAACACUGACUGCCUCUGACUGGCACCAGUUAUGGGACUCCAAUGGACUUGGUUCCCUCGGGCACACUGCCAGGACAGCAGAUCCCCUGGUUCGGACCAGGAGAGGAAGAAGCGCUGGGCUGAGCUGUUUGAUCAGCUGGACAUCAACAAAGAUGGACACAUCGACAUCCUCGAGCUGCGGACAGGGCUGGCGGGCAAAGGGCUUUCCAGACGCUCCCUGGAGAAGUUCGUGGAGGCCGGGGACACCAACCAGGAUGGAGUGCUGGACUUUGAAGAGUUCACGCAGUAUCUCAGCACCCAUGAAAAAGAGCUCAAGCUCAUGUUUCGAAGCCUGGACAGGAACAAUGACGGUCGGAUAGAUGCAGCAGAGAUCCAGCACUCUCUACACACCAUUGGUGUGGACGUUAGCCUCGAGGACGCCACCAGGAUUCUGCUAAGUAUGGACAAAGACGGUUCCUUGACCAUUAACUGGAAUGAGUGGCGAGACUACUUCCUGUUUAAGCCUCUCACUAACAUGGAGGACGUAGCGCGCUACUGGAAACGUUCAAUGAUGUUGGAUAUAGGUGAGCAGCUGACAAUCCCAGAUGAGUUUUCUGAUGAGGAGAAGAAGUCUGGCUACGUGUGGCGGCAGCUGAUGGCUGGAGCUCUCGCUGGAGGUGUGUCUCGGACUGCGACUGCCCCCUUGGACCGCCUCAAGGUCUUCCGACAGGUUCAUGGUUUCGAAGAUUUUAAAGGGACUGUGCUGAGCAGUAUUAAGUUCAUGCUGAAAGAAGGAGGAAUGCGGUCACUGUGGAGGGGCAAUGGAAUGAAUGUGCUUAAAAUUGCUCCAGAAACUGCUAUCAAGUUCACAGCUUAUGAACAGAUCAAGAAUGUGAUGCGUAGCAGCCAUGAAACAAGAAAUCUAAGGGUUCAUGAGAGGUUUGUUGCUGGUUCUUUGGCUGGAGCUAUAGCUCAGACAGCCAUCUACCCAUUGGAGGUGCUGAAGACCCGGCUAACAAUAAGAAAAACAGGCCAAUACUCAGGAAUAGCAGACUGUGCCAAACAGAUCCUACAAAAAGAAGGUGUCACAGCCUUCUACAAGGGCUAUGUACCCAACCUGCUGAGCAUUGUCCCUUACGCCGGCAUCGACCUGGCUGUCUACGAGACUCUGAAGUUUUCCUGGCUGAACAGGAACAGAGGUUUAGCUGACCCGGGGGUCACGGUGCUGGUCGGCUGUGGUGCCGUUUCCAGCACCUGUGGACAGCUGGCAAGUUACCCGCUGGCACUGAUCCGCACUCGAAUGCAAGCACAAGCUCUAGUGAAGGGAGCCCCGAAACCCUCCAUGUUGGCCUUGCUUCACAACAUCGUGACCCAGGAGGGUGUGGCCGGACUUUAUCGAGGAAUUUCCCCCAACUUGCUGAAAGUCAUCCCCGCGGUCAGCGUCUCCUACGUCGUCUAUGAAUACACAAGGAUAGUCCUGGGAGUGGACAUUGAGGGUAGGAGGGGUGGGAAAGGCAAGGGGUAGAAAAAAAGGUUUGAUGGUUUGGGGUGGCAUUCAACUGCAAGCACGUACAGAUCUGUUGGCAAUGCAUGAAGAAAUGGGCCUUGACUGUGGACGAAUGGUCCUGUGAUCACAAGUCAGGAGAUUUCAGGAUGAGGAUGAUAUAGGAAGGAAAAUAGACCACGGCAGGACAAGACAAAAACAGCAGACUAUAUGUAAUCUGUUGUGAAAGCCUCACAUUUGGAGGACCUCACCUGAACUGGCAGCUGCUGUGAUGAGUUUCCUGUGUGAUGUAUUGCAUUGCAGUGCAUGCCAACAGUUGUGUGAAAGCUAAUCCACUAGCCUCCUGCUACUGCAUUGACUUGGACAGAUGAAGACUUGCAUGAACUUGCCUGAGCACGAACAGGUAAAAGUUCUAUGUUACAUUCCUACAGCAUUAUUUUUUCCUCCUAGGUGGUCUAUAGAGAAGAUACAGGAUUGAUAGGAGGACUGAUGCAACUUCCUGUUCUGUAAGUGAGGGGAACCGGAAGUCGCUGCACAUCGGUGGAUGUCUUAAACAAGUGUUACAAAUACUAAAGUACGGAGAUAAUUGGAAAACAACAACAAACAACAAACAAUUAUUAAACUUAAAGGGGAACUAUGCCCAUUUUCAAAAUUCAUACAUGUUAUUCCUAUGGUCUAAGACAGUCCAAAAAAUAUAAGUAAACAUGAACAACUCUCUCCCAAAUCCAAAAACUAGAGUGCUAAAACUCAAACUUGUGAUGUCAUAGGGUAUAAAGUGUGGAGCUGCUCCAUAAACAAUGAAUUGGAAGAGAUGUUAUAGAUGUUUUGGUUAUAUGGGAAUAUUUUCUCUUUCAGAACUGACAACACUACAUUAUAAUAAAGCUCAUUUGGGUACGAAGUAGAAAACAAACAUUCUGUGGGUCCACAAAAUCAGCCGAGCAGCUCCAGACUUUAUACCCGAUGACAUCACAAGUUUGAGUUUUAGCACUCUAGUUUGAGAGUUGUUCAUGUUUACUAAUAUUCUUGGACUGUCUUAGACCAUAGGAAUAACAUGUAUGAAUUUUAAAAAUGGGUUGUAGUUCCCCUUUAACUUUUGAAUGACGAUUGAAACGGAGGAUAGUGAAACAACAGACACUGUCAAUCUCCUCUUUCCUGGAUGGAUUACUACUGAGUAAAGCACACCAAAAGACUUUAUAUUUUACAGGAGUGGAACUGCCAAAGCCAUAUCAAGAAGCGUUAGAGGAUUCACGAUAACCUCUCAUGCUCACGUUUUUUAAGUGUUCCUAUGUUUGAAACACUACAGGGUCCAGUGCCACACAGUAUUUUCACAAACUGUAUGUGCACAAUAUGCAGCUUUCACACUGGUAAAGAGUUUGCUUUGUCUGUAUCAUGAAACUAGAAGAAAUGAGAUUUACUGCCAAUGAACAUAUUUGAUGCGUUAGUAUUUAUUAUGGAAGGUGCAAAUAAAUGCAUGCAUGGUGCUGAUUUUAUUGAAUAAAUGCCAUUGAGCUUUAUUUUAAAGGUCUGUAAUUUCCAAAUAAUUUCCUAGAAGUGUCAAAUAAAUAAAUGUUGAUUGAGUUGUUUAA